ACUUAUUAGCUAGCAUGAGCACUUUGACGGAUGCCCAGAUCGAAGAGAUCCGGGAAGCCUUCAAUCUGUAUGAUACAAAUAGGUCUGGCUCGGUGUCGAUCAAGCAGCUAGGAGGAGUGAUGCGUCACCUUGGCGAGAUCCUCACAGAGGCGGAGAUAUAUGACCUUGCCAACGAAGCUGGCACUGAAUUCAACAACCAGGUGGAUUUCAAAGACUUUCUUUUCGUAAUGUCCAAACGGCUUGAGGAGCAGAACAGUCUGGCCUCAUUGAAGCAGGCCUUCAGGAUCUUAGACCGCAACGAAGUUAACUAUAUUACAAUUAGUGAAAUCAAAACAGUGAUGACCAACCUGGGCGAAAAGAUGUCCGAUGAAGAUCUUCACGAGAUGUUCCAGGACAUCGAUGUGGACAGAGAUGGCAAGAUUUUCUUCAACGAUUUUGUUGCUGCCAUGCGAAGCUAAGCUAGGUAUUCAAAAUUGAAAGCACCAAAUAAACACGAAUCCCUUUGGGAAAGAGCCCAACCCA
This is a messenger RNA of Drosophila ficusphila, 522 nucleotides long. Its product is annotated as calmodulin-1. The record is from RefSeq and is a predicted model, not a curated record. The coding region runs from base 15 to 458 and encodes 147 amino acids. The transcript has a single exon. Gene Ontology annotation, molecular function: enzyme regulator activity; calcium ion binding. NCBI's taxonomy places the organism in Eukaryota, Metazoa, Arthropoda, Insecta, Diptera, Drosophilidae.